Molecule: messenger RNA, 2892 nt
Organism: Prorocentrum cordatum
Lineage: Eukaryota; Dinophyceae; Prorocentrales; Prorocentraceae
Source: the annotation of a GenBank genome assembly
UUGUCUGCCACCUCUGCCUCCAUUUUCAGGGUUGUUGGCAGCGGCGUAUUCUGCUAGGGGCCUGGUGCGCCCUUCAAGCACCGUGACCAUGGCGAGCAUACCUCGUCCUCGUCCUCGUCGAUCGCCAUGAUGUUCAGUAACCAUUUAGUUCAAGACUUUCUUUGGCUCAACUUCGUCUCCAAAGCAAAUCGCUCGACCCCGGCAGCGUCGAAAUGGCUCGCUUUCGCCGUGUGCUCUCGGCGGCUCGCUCGCGGCAGCCGGCUGCCUUCGCAGGGGCGCCUAUGUGCCAGGGCCCGUGCGCGAUCGCGUCGCGCCGCUUGCUGCAGCCUCCGCUGCUGCGGCGUUCGGCCCUCCCGCGCAGGCGGAUGAGAUCGGCGAUGUUGCGAAGAAGCUCGGUGCCGGUUCGUAUGCCACGCUUUCGUCAAGGAGGUGGACUGGAACACCUGCAUCUACUUGCAGGCUCCUGGGAAGUUCCAGCCGCUGGAGGCCGUGAAAGCCAUUGACAAAAUGAUCGUGAUGCGGCGGAAGCCCACCACAAGGUCAUCGGCAGUAUCAGAGGCGCCUUGCGUGACCUCGCAGGCCGACUGGGAUGCCGUGAGCGAGGCGUUUGGCCGCGUUAUCGCGUCCGUGCUGGAGUCCACGGUGAUGGGUGUCUACAAGUCUAUCUCGGCCAUCGUGGAUUUAGGGAUCCCCGCGUACCUGAAGUCCUUCGUGGUCGGUGCCGAUGCCGAGAAGGCGUGCUCGGGCUUCCUGGCUUUCAAAGACGUGGUGCAGAAGAGCCAGGUCGCCUUGCCAGGACCCGAUGAGGCGGCGCCCUCAGGCGACAGCGCAGGCGCGGCAGCCAAGAAACUCGGACGCGUCCUACUCGUUUCUGAUGUCCGCGGACUGGACUUCCAGUUCGUCGAUCGCCGAGACCCAGCACUUUUCUCGCCCUCGUCCAUCACCGUGGCCAACGUUGCCGCCGCCCCUGGCUCAGGCGAGGACGUUGUGGACGCCGUAGCUGAACGGCUAUGUCAAUAUCGGGUGAAACAUUUUUCCGGUUUGCCCUAUGAUUGAGAGUCGGGGGCGAUUGCAUCAUGGUUCUGAUCGCGGAAGACUCUGGAUCUGACGACAACGGUAUUCCAGUCUCACCGAAGACAAAGGACGACGACGAAGGCAUUUGUCAACAGGUUUACGGGAUAUGGGGCGGACUUCGCAUACGUUUGGCGUGGGCAUGUGCAUGUCAUAGGGACGUGUGUGCGGCAAUCGCGUAAGUGGCGGCCCGCUCCGCCACGGUCUCCCGAGGUGUCUGAAAGGGUGCCCGUGGGGCCAGGGCUCUUGGGGUCGUUUUGGGCGGGGGACAUACUGGGCUUGCCCAGCGCCCCGUCCGAGGCCAGUAACUUGGGGCUGUCAAAAUCCUGUUAUCGUCUUAUUCCGUAUGCGCAUCUGCAUGAGCUUUGGGGCGCUCCAUUUGUUGCUCAAGGCACGUUGGCAGAUGUCGAAAGCCGAGGAGGCUCCUCGAAGAAGUCAGAGACAGCGUGGACACGAGCGCCAAAUUAAGAAUCAGAAGUAGGAGUAUGGGGGAAUUCCCCAGUCAUCGCUUCUUGUUUUUUCCCUCGAAGUAAUUGGUUCGGUUUUCUGGGGGUUCGGCUGAUGCCCGCCUGAUGCCGCCUCGUAACCGCCUCGUGUUCUGACUGGGUUUGUUGGAUUUCCGUCUGGUGUCCGCGUGCGCCCUUCGUCGCCGCCUCAUGCGCUGGCUGUGUUUGUGGGGCUUUGAGCGGGUGCCAGCCAUGGCAGGCCGUGAAGAAGGUUGGCAGGCCGCGUGCGGAUUGGACAGUUCAAGUCCUACGUGUGUGUUGCGCAGCGGCAGGUGACAUAACCAAGGUGACCCCGCUCCUGUGUAGCGAAGCUUCCUGGCGGCAUUCUGCUCGCACGGCGAUUCUGUCAACAUAGCGCAGCAUCGCCCGAUUGUGUUGCACAAUUUGCCCCCUCCAGUGUCUCACGCACCUCCACGUGCUGCCACGCCGGUGUCGGCCAUGCCGCCGCCUCGUGCACUGGUCUGGCCCCCCGAGGUUUUGGCACGAUGCUCGCCAGUCGCCGCCCCAUCGCAUUGAUAUUGAACCCCGUAGGUUCCCCUUUGUCCAAGAGUACUGGGUUCCCCCAGGUCGAGGCCUGACUUGAGGAUUCACCUUCGCGUGCUUUUUUCCCCGUGUUCAUUCUCACGACCAUGCACCCAAAAAGUGAGUUCGCACCAUCCCAGCCAGGCCCUUUUUUUCGACCCUCCCUCUUCCCUGUCAGCAUUCAGUGCGCUUGUUUGUUUGAGCCUGAGCAAGUAUUCGAUGUGAAUGUUGUCAUUAAUAGAUGCAUGAUUCACCAAAUAGUUUGUCAAUGCUUAUUUUAUCAGUGCUAUAUAACGAUGCCGAGACCAUGCUCAGCAACCUUUUUCUUCCCUUUGCGCUCGUGCGCGCCACAAGGCUUCUAAGCAGGUCUAACGUAUGCACCAUGCCAGGGUCCAGCAUGGCCUGGGGUAUGCUUAGUAGUGGUGAUAAUUGAGGGUUCAUGUCGCGAUGACGUCGGCGGUGGCUUGUGACACCGCGUGCAUAUCUCAACUUUGAACGAACGCGGCUUCCCGAUAUUGCAAAUCGAUCGAUGGCCGUUGAUUCGGGCCAUUGGCGGCGUUCAAUCUUGAGCCGAUGCGCUGGGGUCGCCGCCGCAUCGGCACAAUGCCAACCUACUGUAGUGACGACUUGUGCGUUGGUGUCCCACACCGCGUGGUUCGAUCGACGUUGAACGCUCGUGGCUUUCUGACAGCUUCGAUCGUUCAGUAGUGGCCGAGCUCAGGCCGCUUGGAGGCAUUUUUCUGAAAUGAGCUGAGUGAAGACACGCAUGCUUCACUGAAGGCGAACAUUUACC